Molecule: messenger RNA, 1954 nt
Organism: Periconia digitata
Lineage: Eukaryota; Fungi; Ascomycota; Dothideomycetes; Pleosporales; Periconiaceae
Source: the annotation of a GenBank genome assembly
AUGCAGUUGGGGCGUUUGAAUAACUUAUUGCACCCUUCCAUUAUUGCAGCAGUACAACGUAACUGCCCUCAACUACCUUAUACAUACAUCUUUUCAUCUAUUCAACCACUCACCAGUUCCCCAAUCAGGAUGACAAGCGCUAGUUCUUCCACCAUCAGCAGCCUAUCAUUUGGACUUGGCAGUGAAAUUGCUGAGACCGAGCCGUCCCCCCUUGGACCGUCAUCACCUGAUGUUAUAGGUGCCACUGUUGUGCUCGCUACCUCUGCACGCCAGGGUCAAACGCCAACCCGAUGGACCAGUGCGAUGAUUAAAGCUUUGCUUGAGGGCUUGUUGGGUCAUUCUCGCAAUGAGAGGACCGGCAGGAGGGGAAGACCUAUUGAUAACACUGUCUGGCCACGCGUGCGAAGAAGCGUGCAAGCUGUCUCCCAGGAUAUCCUCGUUUUGUGUUUCGAUUGCCGACGGAAAGCUGAUCAAUGCCGGAAAAGAUGGGACAUAUGGCAGAAGAUGAUGGCCCAGCCAGGCUUCGGUGUGAAUCAAGACGGGCGCAUUACGGCUCCGAGCGACAUUCUCGAGGCAUAUCUUAGGUUGAACUUUGAAGCCCGGGCUCUUGUAUCUCGUCCUCUCCAGCACGUCGGGCUUCACCGUCAAUUGUUUGGCCUCUCGCGGGAAAUGGGCAGCCAGACUCAGCCCAUCCCACUGGACUACUUGCCCACGUUGCCGCAGGGUUCCAGGGAUGUUGCCGGUGUGUGGGCGGGCACUGCCGGCCCUGCGUCUUCGUUCCUUGACGCCCAUCUAGGGACCAGGGGUGAACUUGCGCUUGAGAAACUCGUUAACAGUGUGGAAUCCAUGGCUGAAGCCAUGGAUCGCCUGUGUUCUCACCAGAUCGAUAGCCAAGAGCUAGCGAUUUCAACGUUCCUGGAUGAGUACGGGGAGUUGACGCACAACGUGAAAGAGUAUGUUUGUCACGUUUUCCAGAAUCAGUUCGAGUCCAAACGCUUCGUGACAUACAACGUUGCGGAUCGUGGGGCUUUCUUGACAAGGUUUAUAUUGUUAGGGGUACAGACUGGGAAAAUUACGCGGGUAGAGGCAGACAUGUCUUUAGAUGUCAUUAACCUUCAUUAAUAGAACUACUAUUUGACGGCCGUGAGCGCUGCAGCUCUAUCAUUGUCCUUACUUACGUGCUACUCAGCGUAUAUCCUCCACUUGUACUAGUUCACAACGAUUCCUGACCUUACCCAUUCCAAUGCCGUUGUACUGUUCUCGCCAAUACACUGUAAAGCGCUGUGACUCAGGGUGUUUAAGAUAUUCUAAGGCUACUAGUAUCCUAGAUUGAGUCUUACUUAAAAUAAAAUCCUAGAUUGAGAUCGUGCUUGUGGCUGCUGGAGAUGUCGCGCAUAGACUCGUGUUCCUGUUAGAGGCUUUCGAACUCAAGCUGGAGAGCCUUGAAUUCCGUCUGCGCGCUCAGCUCUUGGUUUUGGGCGUCGACAGCAUUGUAUUCGUCCUGGAGGGUUGCAAGCCUGAGCUCGGCUUCUUUGUGCUGCGCUUCGAAGUUGUCGCGAGCUUUGGCGGCACGCUUGCGCGCCUUCUCUUUCUCCUCGAGGUUGAGGUAAGCCUGAUCGAGGAGCUUAUCAACGGCCGCUGUCGCCUCCUUCGAAUCGUCGUAGGCGGUGCGCCACUGGUCAACCGCUGCCUCGAGGUCGUGGUUCUCCUUCUCGAGCUUUUUGGUGUGCUCGCUCGCGCGAGCAGCCUCCCUCUUGCUCUCCUCCUGCGCCUUAUUGAGCUGUUUGUUGGUCUCUUGGGCUGUCUUGACGUCCUUCUCAAGCUUUUCGCAGCGAGCGUGGAGGUCCUCGAUGAUCUUGUCGGACUUCCGCACCAUCUCCCUCAGCCUAUCGCCGAAGUGCCUGUCGAAAAGUCUUUUGUUGCUAUGUAUGGAGAGUGGCAGCUGCGUUACCUC